Messenger RNA from Eupeodes corollae, 6404 nucleotides. RefSeq names its product probable serine/threonine-protein kinase yakA (gene psq). The record is from RefSeq and is a predicted model, not a curated record. The coding region runs from base 2006 to 4903 and encodes 965 amino acids. Gene Ontology annotation, biological process: regulation of transcription by RNA polymerase II. Gene Ontology annotation, molecular function: DNA binding; protein binding. NCBI's taxonomy places the organism in Eukaryota, Metazoa, Arthropoda, Insecta, Diptera, Syrphidae. Gene Ontology annotation, cellular component: nucleus. The transcript has 10 exons.
CUACACUGAACUGAGAAUCGACGACGAAUAAAACCAGACACAGACGGAUAGAUAGAUACUUGAAGAAGAAAAAAAAUUUAAUUUUUCUUUUUUUGCUCUCAACUCAGCUCAGCGAAAAAGGAAUUAACUUUUCAUCAAAAAAGAAAAUUUAUCAAAUUCUGAUUAAAUAAAGAAUCAAAGAAAAAUAUAAGUUGAACAUUUUCAUCGGAAUUCGCUCUCUGCUGCCGAUCUGUGAGUUCAGUGUGUGAAAAAAAAUCGAAUAAACGAGAACAAAAGAGAACAAGACGAAUUUAGAAGAAUAAAAAAAAACCAACCCACAAAAGAAAACCAACGUUGAUUUUUUACUUUUUUUCUUUUUCUUCAAUUUGUGUCUAUUCCCAUUUUAUAUUUUUUUUUUCUCGCUCUUCUACUACUCGACUCGACUUGACUCGUUGAGUUUUUUUUCUCUGUCGUGUGUGGUGUUCAUUCGUAUUGUGCUUUCAUUUUUACACCAUUCUCCGUGUCUAUUUGGUGCCCCUUCUUUGUAUUCUUCAAAGGAAAAUCGUGAAUGAUAACAGUAAAAUUUGUUUCAUCCUACCAAAACCAAACGACGAAUACGAAAAAUCAAAAUAAAAUUUCCAAAUAAUUCACCAUCAUCUUUUCACUUGUGUUUUUCAUUUCGGCGGCGGCGAAGAAAAUAAAAACGCGAAAAUAAAACGCAACGCAACGACCAACGAAAUACGAAAAAUAAAAUUGCAAAUUGAUUGAAACAAAAUCAAAAAAUAAGAGCGAAAGAAAAGAACAAAAAACAAAACUGUAUGUCAAGAAAAAAUAUGUCGGGCGACGACGAGCAACAAUUUCUUUGGUUAAAUACGGAAAAUUGCACCACAAAUUGUGAUUAUCGAUAAAAAUAAAAUAAAGAAAAAAACAUGUCUGUCGAUAGCAAUUUGCUGCGCGAAUUAUGUAUGUAAACUCGAAUGAACGUCAAAUAAAGAAAAAGUUAAUUCGCCCAUUUCCAAUAAGUGGCGGCCAUUAAAAUCGUUCGUUCGUAAGUUCGUUGAUUUUUAUUUUCACUUGUGCUGUCAAAUAAAAUUUAAAAAAAAAGUGCACUCCCAGUGAAGAAGAAGCGAGAACCAUUUUCAUUUAAAAUUUUCAGUGAAUUUAGAUUAAAAAUCAAAUGAAAUAAUAAUACAACAUAUCUCAAUUCUUAUUUUCCUACCUAAUUAGCUCUUGUGCCAAUUUUAUAGAAGAUUUUACUACUAAAGAAAAUCAAAUUUAUAUAUUGCAUCUCUCUCCCAAAAUAAAAAUAAAAGAAUAAGAGAGAAAUGAGCUUCUGUGUGAAAGUGUAUGAUUGUGAAUUAAAAUAAAAAUAAAAAAUUCCCAAUCAACCGAUUUUGCAUGGCGAAAACGAAAAAUUAAAUAAACCAAAACCAAAACGAGAAAAGAAUAAUAAUAAAAAAAAAACAGAACUAAAAAUAAAAAUUUUACGUACGGUUGGUGAAUUAAAAUCAAUAUAAUAAAAUAAAACAACAUCCUCUAGUUGUGAGUGAGAGUGAGACGAAAAAUUGAGUGAAGAAAAUUGCACACACAAAUUCCUACAUAUUAUCUUAUAUAUGUAUGUAUGUAGUUCUAUAUGCAAAAGCAAAAUUAUUAAAUUUUCAUCUCCUUUUCCAUCUCCGUCUCUGUUGCCACCUCCGGCUACGGCUACGGCUCCGCCGACAAACGAAAACGACAAAAAUUUGUUUCCUUUCACAUUAAAAUCCAAACAAAAUAAACAAAAAGAAAAACAUCAUAGCAAAAGGAUCUCUAUCAAAGAAGAUAUACCUAUCUUGGAAAUAAUGUAAAUCGCGAGCAGGAACUUUUGUCGAUUUGCAUUGGAAAAACAGAAUCAACCUCAAAAUAAAACAACAAUUAUUUAACAAUUGAGCCAAAAACCUAAAGGCAUUUAAAAAAAAAGCAAGAAAUAAAACUGAAAAGUAAAACCUCUACGAACAAAUACAUUUUUACUAAAAAAAAAAACACAACAAUGGCGGCGCGAAGUCAUCAAUAUUUCAGUCUCAGAUGGAAUAAUUAUCAGAACACAAUGACCUCUGUGUUCCAGCAACUGCGUGAAGAUUUAUCAUUUGUUGAUGUCACAUUAUCAUGUGAAAAUGGUUCGCUUAAAGCUCAUAAGGUGGUUUUAUCAGCAUGUUCGUCAUAUUUUCAAAAACUACUGCUGGAGAACCCAUGCAAACAUCCAACUAUCAUACUACCCGGUGACAUCAUAUUCACAGAUCUCAAAACGAUCAUAGAUUUUGUGUAUCGCGGUGAGAUUGAUGUUACUGAAUCUGAACUACAGGGUCUUCUGAGGACCGCUGAGCAGUUGAAAAUAAAGGGGCUUUGUGAAACAGCCGAAAGUGUCGAUGAGGCCGAAGCAGCAACAGCUACCAUCACAUUAUCAGAAAAUAUAACACAAACGGUUGUUGGAAAUAUUGUGAAUUCAUCACAGGGUAAUGAAAUAGUCACUACACACACAAUUGAAAACAACACAAAUACGCAUACAACAACAGCAAAUCUACAAAGUAAUAACAAUAAUAUUAAUUCAAGUAUUAAUGCAAUAGUUGGUACUCCAACGGCCACAUCGACUCCGCAACUGCGAAAAUCACGGGUCAGAAAACGUUCAAAGUCUCCGGAUACUAAUCAUCAGCAGCAGCAGCAACAUCAACAGCAGCAGCAACAACAACAUCAGCACCAACAGCAGCACCAGCAACAACAUCAGCAACAGCAGCAGCAGCAACAACAACAACAACACCAACAUCAUCAGCAACAAACAAUAUUAAGUCAGAAUCUUAAUACAGCGGCAAUAGUGAGCCUGCAACAGACCUCAUCUGGUAAUUAUAUACCGGUAUCGGGAGGCCAAACGAUAACGACGACAGCUGUUAGCCAACACAGCCCUGAAGAUUCUAAUCCGGAUAAGCCAAGUGCUCAGAAAAUCUGCAAAACUGAAUCAGCAAGCUCACCGGCAUCGAAUAAUGGCAGUGUAACUGUUGCACCUGGAACAGCCAUUGUAACACAAAUCGUUGUUGCCCAAAACGUUAAAGAUAAUAAAAACAUGACCAGUAUAGGAAUGGGAAUGAAUGGCGGUCUCCUCGGAGUACCAAUGGGCUUUUUAGAUUUUGCACCCGAACCACCAGCACCAUCGGCAACACCUGUAACAGUGACGGAGCACGUCGAUUUGUCGUGCAAUCCAAGUCAGGACACCAGAGAUUUAUCAAACACAGCACCAACAAAUGGUGGUGAAGUUCAUAUUAAAUUCGAGACUCUUCGUUCUUUAGAUCCCACCGAAGCGCUCGACAUUGACAAUCAUUUAGCACAACAUAUGAUCCAACGGCUUGAUCAAUCACCGAUGCAUACAAUCCACCAUCAGUCGUCAACUGGCGACGAGAGUAAUUCAAAUUUAAUUCAGCAUAUUAAGAGUGAAGUGAUUGAGGUGAAGCAUCAUCAUCAGCAGCAGCAGCAACAACAGUUGCAUGCGCAGACCUUAUCACAGCAAGGACAAUCACAACAACAACAACAACACCAGCAACAACAGCAGCAGCAACACCAACAGCAGCAGCAGCAGCAACAACAACAACAACAACACCAACAACAGCAGCAGCAGCAACAACAACAGCAACAUCAGCAGCAUCAAGAUAUCUCUGGUGCAACUGUAAUGGAAAUUGAUCCUAGCAAUAUCAAACACGAGCCAGGAAUGAUUAUCACACCGGAAAUUGUUACAAUGAUGGCAACGGGUCAUAUGGAUAUAUACUCAGAUGCCAGUGAGGAUUCGUUGAUGAUUGCAAAUGGUUCCCCAAAUGACAAUAACGAGCCACACUAUACAAAUUUGGACCAACAACAAGAUAUCAAAGGUCAGUUUAAUGGUCCCAAAACUUGGACACAAGAUGAUAUGAAUUCAGCUUUAGAUGCAUUAAAGAAUCAAAAUAUGAGUUUGACGAAAGCCUCAGUGACGUAUGGCAUCCCAUCGACAACAUUGUGGCAACGUGCCCAUCGCAUGGGCAUCGAAACACCCAAAAAAGAAGGCGGUACCAAAUCAUGGAAUGAAGAUUCAUUAAACAGCGCACUUGAGGCAUUAAGAACUGGUCAAAUAUCAGCUAAUAAAGCCUCGAAGGCGUAUGGUAUUCCGUCCUCGACAUUAUAUAAAAUUGCCCGACGUGAGGGUAUAAGAUUGGCAGCACCAUUUAAUGCGGCACCAACAACAUGGACGCCUGAAGAUUUGGAGCGUGCAUUAGAAGCAAUUCGUGCUGGUCAUACGUCCGUCCAAAAGGCUAGCUCAGAAUUUGGUAUACCAACAGGCACACUUUAUGGUCGCUGUAAGCGAGAAGGUAUUGAGCUAUCCCGCUCUAAUCCAACACCAUGGUCAGAAGAUGCUAUGAAUGAAGCAUUGAACUCUGUUAGAGUGGGACAAAUGUCUAUAAAUCAAGCGGCUAUUCACUACAACCUUCCAUAUAGUUCCCUGUAUGGCCGUUUCAAACGUGGCAAAUAUGAUAUAUCCAAUACGAGUGCAACAACAAUCAACAACACAUCAGGCAACACAAGCGGAAGCAUUGAAAUAAUUGAACAUAGUCCAGAGAAUUCGUUGCACAUGUUUCAGCAAACGUUCCAAUAUAGUCCAGCGCCGCAGUCCAAUCAUCAGACUCAACAACAACAACAGCAGCAUCAACAACAGCAACAACAACAGCAGCAACAGCAACAACAACACCAACCCCAACAGCAACAACACAUCCAUCAACAAGUUGUUCAUAUUCAACACCAACAAACACCACAACAACACCAUCACCAACAACAACAUAUCCAACAACAAGAUGUUGUUACCUCAACAAGUCAGGUUCAUACCCAAGCUGGACAAAUCCAACAUAUAUAUCACAGCACCCCGGAGAGGAGUUGAGAAUCAAUAAAGAAAAAAAAGGCUGCUAAAACUAAGGGUUAAAAAUUUUUGCUUUUAAUAACUAAAAAAUUAAAGCAAAAAGAUGAAUACAAAAUAACCAGCAAAGAAAGAAACAUAAAAUUAUAAAAGAAAGAAAUGAGAACAAGAAGAAGAAACAAGUAACUUAAGUGGAAUGGAGGACAAAAGGCUUACAAUUUAAAUAAGAAACAACAAUACACAUACAAUAUCGUCAAAAAUAAGGAAACCCCAAAUCAAAAAGUCGUCUUAUUCCUUCUGCAGAUAGAAAAAAUAAUAAUCAAUAAAAUAAAAUGAAGGAUUUAGUAAAAACCUAAACACAUAACAUAAUCAUUUGUUUUGUGUCAAGUGAUGUGGCUCAGCAAGCGACAUUCAAACUUUAACAGAAUUUAAACAAAACAAAAAUUUUAAUCAAACAAAAAACAAAACAGAAAUGAUUUCUUAUCUCGUAAAACAAAACAAAAAAAAGAUUGAAAAAAGAAAGAUGUAUUUUUGAUAAAACAAAUUUAGCUAAUGCGCGUUUUUAAUUUAUCAUUUUAAUAAUAAUGAUUAACUUUGUUUUGUUUUCUCAUUUUUCAAAAACAUUUUUACUCCGAAAUCACACGGAAGUGGAACAACACCCACUCACACACAUUAUUGUUACACACUGUUUACAGAGCGUGUAAGAGGGAUAGAGAUAAAGAAGUAAAUUAUAUAUAUAUAUAUAUAUGAAUAAAAAACUAAACAUAUAUUAUUAAUCAUAAAAUACGAUAUGAUAAAUAUUAAAUAAUAAACCCUAGUUAAGAGUUCUUUGUAAGGCAAACAAAAAAAAUAUAUAUUAUAUAUUAAAAAUAAUAUUAAACAAAACAAAAAAAAAAUAAUAAAAACAUUUACUAGAAUCUUCCAUUAGCAAUUAUUUUUUAUUGUUUUAUUCUCCUCAUAAACAAAAGCAAAAUAUUAUAAAUAAAAGAGUAAAGUAAUAAUUUAAACAAAAAGAAAAAAACUCAAUGUAAUUAUCAUGUAGGCAAUAACUAAAUAAAAAUAGAAAUUCAUAGAAAUAUUAAAAACAAAAAAUACGAAGAAAAACAACCUCACGUCCUUUUUAUCAUGAAUUCCAUCAACAAAAAUGAAAAUACAAAAAAAAACUAAUAUUAAUGUAAUUAAUAAAGAAAUGAAGGGAAAAUCAAAUCAAAAAGAGAAUGAAACUAAUAAAAAAGUAAAUAAUAAUAAAAUUAAAUUAAAUUUUAAUAUUAAGUAAAAACGAGACAUUUUUUGAAAGUGUUCUCUUUAAACAAAAAUAAAAAAAUUAAAAUAAAUAAAUAAACAAAAACAUAUAUAUAAAAAUUGCGCCUCUCUAGAGGCGUAGUAAAACGGACUGAUCAAUUCUCUGUUCGAGUCGAACUUUUAGAAUCAUUAUCAAAACAGAAAAUAUUAUAAUUUUAAUUUCUUAGGUUUAGAUAUUUUAUUAUUAGAUUUUAUGUUAUUUUUUCCCUUUCCCUACUUGAAA